Molecule: messenger RNA, 2977 nt
Organism: Armigeres subalbatus
Lineage: Eukaryota; Metazoa; Arthropoda; Insecta; Diptera; Culicidae
Gene: Pop2
Product: CCR4-NOT transcription complex subunit 7
Exons: 5
Coding region: 794-1921 (375 amino acids)
Cellular component (GO): CCR4-NOT complex; P-body; CCR4-NOT core complex
Molecular function (GO): nucleic acid binding; poly(A)-specific ribonuclease activity
Source: RefSeq, a predicted model, not a curated record
CGAAGAAGACACAAGCGAGACGUCGAAUCGAACGCGAUUCAUUUUUUUUUCUCUUCAUCAGCCGAAACAGGAGAGAAAAAGGAAAACGCUGCGAAGGGAAAUAUUUUUUUUUCGAAAUUAAUCUCUCAACACCAAAUUGAACCGUUCCCGGCGACAGUGACGAAUCCUGGAGAACCGGAAAUCAAACAGCGGAGUUGCUGUGGUGCGUUUUUCCGUGUCGUAAUCCGCGAACGUUUGUGCGACGACGGGACGGACAAGUGGAGUGAGUUCCGCACAGAAACGGAAACAAAAUCAUUUAGCUGGCGCCUGUGUCGAAAUACAUCUACAGCCUAUCGCUGCGUUCCCGCGAUUGGAACUCGAAAGAAAAUUUUGUGUCGUCUCUCGUUGGCCGUUAGCACCGGUGCAGUUUGAUAGGUUCAGACGGCGCCCCGUCUAUUAGCCCCGCAGCAGUCCCUUUCUUGGUUCUGGGAAUAUCCUCAUUGGCGACACGGCGGCCGCCGAGGCAGACCAACAUCAGCCGAACGCUGGAGUGAGAGAUACUGAAAGCGACGAAAACAGCGAUAACGACCAGCACCGCCACAGCCAGGAGCGACAAACGCCAACGGAUGAAAACCAGAAAGAAUCCAGUGGUAGUCCAACAACGUCGUUAAGUGGUAGUGACCAACCAGAUCCGAAAGAGCAUUCCCUGGAGGGAGAGAGGGACAGACAGGAAGGAGGGAACCGGAAACAUCUGCAACAGCCGAAGCAGGAACAACUGCAACGAAAGCAAAGGCCCCAACCUGAGGCACAGGCAAUGCCAUCGGCAGUUAGCGGUGGCGGCGGAGGCGGAGGAAAUCAUACCGGAACCGGCGGUGGCAAUGGAAAUAACAUGAACCCCCAAACGAACGAAGAAUGCGGCAUUCGGGACGUCUGGCGACACAAUUUGGAUGAGGAGUUUCGCACCAUCCGGCACAUCGUUCAGAAGUAUCACUACGUGGCGAUGGACACGGAGUUUCCCGGCGUUGUGGCCCGGCCGGUCGGAGAGUUUCGAUCCUCGGCUGACUAUCAGUAUCAGUUUCUGCGGUGCAACGUCGAUUUGUUGCGGAUCAUCCAGCUUGGUUUGACCUUCAUGGACGAGGAAGGCCACACACCGCCGGGCUUCUCCACGUGGCAAUUCAAUUUCAAAUUUAAUCUCAACGAGGACAUGUACGCGCAGGACUCGAUCGAUUUACUGCAAAACUCUGGCAUUCAGUUCAAGAAGCACGAAGAGGACGGUAUCGAUCCGUUGGACUUUGCCGAACUGUUGAUGACAUCCGGUAUAGUGCUGAUGGACAACAUCAAGUGGCUCAGUUUCCACUCGGGCUACGAUUUUGGCUAUCUGCUGAAGCUCCUGACCGACCAGAACCUUCCAGCGGAAGAGAGUGAUUUCUUCGAACUGCUGCGUAUCUACUUCCCUACGAUCUACGACGUGAAGUAUCUGAUGAAGAGUUGUAAGAAUCUGAAAGGUGGUCUCCAGGAGGUAGCCGACCAGCUGGAACUACGUCGUGUCGGCCCCCAACAUCAGGCCGGUUCGGACUCCCUGUUGACCGGAAUGGCGUUCUUCAAGAUGCGCGAGAUGUUCUUUGAGGACAACAUUGAUAACGCCAAGUACUGUGGUCAUCUGUACGGCUUGGGAACGUCAUUCAUAGUGAACGGAAGCAGCAAUACCAUCAGCAACACCACAACCAAUAACAGUUCGAGUGCCACUAUCGGUGGAUCCAAUACGAACACAAACACCGGCUCUGGAACGACUGGAGCCACCGGCACCGGAACUAGUGGCAACGGCGGCAGCACGGGCUCCUCCGGUAACAGUAAUAACAAUAACAACAACAACAAUAAUAACACAAACAGUAGUAGCGGAAACAAUUAUCACGACAACGGUGAAACGAACGCGACGUCAUGAUUUCGUCUGCUGGUUCGUUAGAAGAACGACGUCUUAUCGAUCGAGAAGCAAACGACGCACUUUGAGAGUUCCCAAUCCGGCACACACUAACAAAGCAAGUAAUAUUCUCUUUAAUGGACACCUCCAAUAUUUAUUACAGCUUUAUUACUAAACCCUUAUCUAUCGUAACUAGAGGAGAACACCGCUAGUGGGUGUUCGUCAUUUGAAAAAAAAAAAUGCAGAAAAACGAACGAAGACAUUCACUUUUAUUUUAAGUUCACCGCAGAAGAAGAGAGGAUCAGCGAUCCAAAUCGUUUUGUUUCUCCUUUAUUUUCGGUAUCGAAGCACAUAUUUUAUCAUCUUUGACGAAUGAUAGGAACCACACUACUGAUCAUUAGUUUUUUUAACAGCCGACCGAUGGAGAAAACUUGAGUUAUUUUUAAUUUACACGCAUUUUCUUGAAACAGAGAAGAAGUUGUUAUGAAUCCGAGAGAAGAGGAAAACUAUCACUUAGGAAAGUAGUAGCAAUUAGAUUUAUGUUUCAUGGCUAUUUCCUUCUGUUUAAACAUGAUCGAUGGGGUCAGUCAGAGGGAAUACACUACAGACGUUCGCUAAACAAGUUGAAAUAUCAUGUAUUUAUAUAUCAAUGGUCUUUGAAGGUUAUAAAGCUUCUUUUCAUAUUCAAGCAACAAAAAGUUAUGAAAAUUGCACUCUGUAAACAUUGUUAUUAGAAGAAAAAAAUAAAAUUGAAUGAAGGGAGAGGAUUCUCUUGGAUGAGAGAAAAUCGAAAAUUGGUUAGUAAAGUGGGGAAUGCGAUCGAACUCGAUCCAUUGUAGCUCAUGAAAUGAAUAAAAAAAAAACAAUAAAAUGACUUGAAAACAUUUUACAGUUUGCUAAUAGCAUCCUAUAAUGGGCAUUUUGUAGAAGCCACACACAAGUAGGAAUGAAGGAUACAAUUUUGACAUGUUAAUAUUCAAAAAAAAAGGUAAAACAAUGAAAGCAGUACGAUGAAAGUUAAAACAAACAUGCAUUCAUACUUAUAUAUGCAAAUAAAACUGUUUUAUUGAUCAAAACUUA